GCGAGAGCGCGCGAGGGACGCGGAGCUUUCUCGGGAGAGAGGACUGGCGACAUAACGACGAUGGCGACGAUAUCGGCGACUACGACGACAACGUCGACAACGUCAACGGCGACGGCGAGGAGCAGCGCGACAGCGAUGGCGACCGAGCCGAGGAAAUCGUAUCACGAGCUGUGUCGCCUGUGCGCUUCCUACGACGCCGUUAGGAUGCACAUAUUCGGCCGGGAGGGCCAGAAUCGCCAGCUCGUCGACAAGAUCCAAACGUGCUUGCCGUUCAAGAUAAUGGAAGAUGAUUGUUUGCCAAAAGUCCUGUGUUAUCGAUGUAUGUACAACUUGGAAAAUUUUUAUGACUUUAGGACUGCGUGUGUUAACGCAGCUGCAUGGUUGGAAAGAAAUAGGCCAAAAGAAGGCGCGAGCGAUGACGGCGCAAAUGACGGCGCGCAAUCCGGCGAGGCGCACGCGGAGCUUCUUAAAGGGAAGGAAAAUAUGCCAGUACUUAUCCCGGAGGCGCCCGUAGUCAAUCCCAAUGCGGCAUUGGGUACACCACCGAGAUUAAACUCGGACGGUGAAGCGGAUCCCGAGAUCGAAGAGAUUCUCGAUACAAGUGAAGGUACGGACGAAGCCACGGUGAUCGACGAUUCGGAGGAUCGGCGAUCGGAGUACGAGAUGGCAUAUGAAAUGGACAUGGAGACGAAUCCCAGCGACUUCUUGGAAAUGACCCCGAUGGUGACCGAGGAAAACGAAGAGGAGUGCAGCGCGAAUAGCACGGGUGCCGCGACUGCGCAAGAUACCGCGGCCUUUCCACACACGUCGCAACAACACGAAGUCUACGUCUGUUCUCUGUGUAACAAAGCGUUCAGUUCCAAGGGUCACCUCUCUCUGCACGCGAGGAUUCACGUGGGUGAGGGUGAUGUGGUCGGCGAGAGAGUAAUCACCGACGACCACACCUCGUACCAACGACCGUAUCAAUGUGAUCUUUGUCAUAAAUCGUAUUCUACUGCGAAGCAUCGUUGGGGACACGUUUCCACGACGCAUCGGGGACAUCCUGCAGUAACAUGUGCGUACUGUUCCCGCAUAUACUCGACGCGAUACAAUCUCGAUGAACAUAUAAAGUCGCGACACGCUGGUCUACCGCCACCUCCGGAAUUGUCGGUUCCCCUCACCCGCACGGAAACUCGUUACCAGUGCCAAACGUGCCCGAUGGUGUACACGGAUCUAGCAGAUUUCAAUGCGCAUCGGCAGAUAUGCAUCCAGGAGCAACGUACCGAUUUGCUGGGGCAAACCGAGGCGCAGAACAACAAGAUCUUCGCCGACACGUCCGACGUCUCGAGUGUAGAUUCGGACGACGAGAACAAAGACUUCAGGAAUGCCGAGGCUAAAUUGGCGAAGAAUCCGCAGUUAACUAUAUUGAAACAGGCGCUGACUAAAGGGGACAGUUUGAAACGGAAUUACGACGAUGACGGCUGGACAUCCAGCGGCAAGCCGAAAAAAAUUAUUAAGUCAGAAGAGGGCGAGACAAAUCUUCAGAAGAGAUGGUAUUGUGAAGCUUGUCCGCAAAGUUUUACAUCGGUGGACAAUUUGAAAGAGCACGAGAUGAGGCACGAUGCCGAGAAGCCAUUUAUUUGCAUACUAUGCAAGAAGGAUUUUGUUUUGAAGUCCUCAUUGACGAGGCACAUCACGGUGUCGCAUGGCGUUGAUCCUACUCCUAUCAUCGACAGCGAUAAGUGUCUAAAGACAACGGUAAUGCCUCAGAGUUGGAACGAUCGAGUGGACGUCAGUGUUUAUGAGCAAAAUGAAAUAAAAGAACCACCGGAGAUAAUACCCUCGUCGCCUGAGAUAAACUUAGAGAACAAUCACGAGAAUAUAGAAAUCGAAACGGUAUUUGUGUGUGAGACUUGUAAGCGUGACUUUAACGAUCGAGCGUCAUUGUGGCUGCACAUACGAGCGAUGCAUAAGGAGUAUGCUGCAUUUACCUGUGGAGUGUGUUUAAAGAUGUGCUUUAAUAAUACGCAACUUCAAAAUCAUGUCUAUAUGUAUCACGGAAGGUCUAAGCUUUUAAUUUCGGAACAAAGAAGGUACAGUUGUACAAUAUGCGGUAGACAGCAUGACUCAAGGAAAAAGUUAAUCACUCAUGUCUCGAUACAUAAUAUCGAUCCUGCCUUUGAUCCUGCAAGUUUUGUACAAUUAAAUAGCAAUUACUAUAAUGAAAAUUUAAACGGUAACGAAGGAAAUGAACAAGUAUUAGAUUUCGACGGAGAAGAUGGCGAGAAGGUCGACUGUUACAUUUGCUAUAAAUCUUUUCCGACUGAGGAUCAUCUUAUACGACAUCAGAGAAAUGCUCACAAGUCUGACCAGAUAGUCUCGUUAGGAGACGCCGCGGGUAGUGGAAAUACUCUGAGUGUCAAUGGUAAUGGCAAUAGGGCGCAGUACCAUUUGUUUUUUGUUUGCGAGGUAUGCGGUAGUUCACACUCGAGUAAAUGGGAACGCUGGCUGCAUAUCAACAACACGCAUAACAACGAAUCCUCUAUCAAAUGCGAAUGGGAGAACUGCGGAAAGAUAUUUGCGACGAAAUCGUUGCGCAAUGAGCACCUCCAACAUCACGCGGUACAAGGACCCUCGCCGAACACCUGCGAGAUAUGCGGCAAAUUAUGGCCUACUCGCGUCGACUAUUGGAAGCACGUGAUGGGCGUGCACGCGGACACAGUGCCUCUAAUUUGUGGGGUUUGCCUGAAAGUAUUUUCCGACGUUAUGCAAUUGAGCGCACACGUGAAGGCGAAACAUUGGCCGCUGACCAGCGGUGAUUUCUGUUGUGAUAUUUGCGGUAGACCGUAUUCCAAUAAAUCGAAGAUGUCCCGGCACAGAAAGAUCCACGGCUUGGAGGCGGCUAUGGACGCGGCCGCGUGCGACAACAGCAGCUUCAACGAGACGACCAACGAAUCGGCGAAGCCCGAUUACAGUAACGGCGCGUCGGAAAUCGAGUUGAGCUGCGACCAGUGCCCCGAGCUCAGCUUCACGACGCUGGACAGCUUGUGUAAUCACCGGCGGAUAGCGCACAAUCUCUUCCCGUGCGACCUGUGCAACAAGUGCUACGGAAGAACGUCACACCUGUGGAAACACGUGAACAGGGUGCACAAAGGUCACGCGGACGUGACCUGUCCUUACUGCUCGAAGACGAGCGCGUCGAGGGAUCAUCUGGCGGCGCACAUCGCCAAGAUUCACAGGUUCAUGCCCGCGAUGGGCAAGGACAGCCAGAACUGCGUCACCUCCAAGUCCCUGAAUUCGGAGGACGGUGCCUUGCAUUACUGCGAGAAGUGUAACAAGGGAUUUCACAAGCGCUACCUGCUCCGCCGUCACAUGAAAGGCUGUCAGAACUAUCGCAAGGACCCCGGGGCGUUGCUGACGCGUUGCCGGGCCUGCGAGAGGAUAUUCAAGGAUCGCGCGAGUCUGCAGAAGCAUAUCGAGAAUCACCACAGCACGUACACUUGCCACCUGUGCGACGAGACGAUCACCUCCAAGCUGGGCAUUAUGACGCACAAUCGCGUCAAUCACAUGGACCACCCGGAUCUGACGUGCGACCAUCCGAGCUGCAAGAAACUCUUCCGCACCAAGGAAGAUCUGGAGUCUCAUCGAAAGGAUCACAAGUACCACAGCAAUCCGAACGUUUGCGACUUUUGCGGCGACACCGUGGAGAAUAAGCUGAAACUGAAGAUGCACGUGUUGUCGUUGCACCGAAACGAGAUCGGCGUGUCCUGCGGCGUCUGCCUCAUUCCCAUGAAGGACCCCAAGGAUCUGAAGAAGCACGUCGAGGCGACGCACAGCAGCGUUCUGUCCAAUCCGAACACGUGCCAGGUGUGCGGUAAGCAGUACGCGUCCAAGUGGAAGGCCUUCGACCACACCAAGAAGUGUCACGGCAAGGUUUUCCUCACGUGCAAACAGUGUCUAGCGGUUUUCACGGACGAGAACGACAUACGCGAUCACUACGAGCACGUGCACAACGUUCCGAAGGACCAGUUAGCCAUGUUCGAGUAUAAAAUGGACAUUGGCGCGAAGAGGGAGGGCUACGAGACGCCCGAUAUCAUUGUGAAGGAGGAAACGGACGACUUGGAGUUCGACGAGGAGAUGUGCGACGAGAGCUCGAACGACUCGCGCAAACGUAGGAGAUCGCCAAACGACACGUACGACUGCGAGAUGUGUCCCGAGAUCUUUCUCAAUUCGGACCUUCUCUCCAAGCAUUAUCAGAACGUCCACAACACCGAUCCCGUGCGUAUGUUCAAGAAAUUCAAGAAGGACAACGGCGACAGCAAGCGCAAGAUGAGAAACAGAAACAACUUCGAGUGCAAGAAUUGCAAGAAGCAGUUCUCCACCAAGACCCUGUUCUGGAAUCACAUUAAUCUGUGCACGCGGCGAAAUUCGAUAGGUAGAUUCGAUCCGAAUAACAUCCCCACGUCAAUUCUGGAGAGUCAUCUGAAAAAUAAUAAUCAGAUUCAGCGAGAGGAACCGCUCACGACGAACGAGUCCAACUUGAACAUUCCCGACUUCAAUCUGUUCGAGGACAUUAAUUUGCAACUGUCCGCCCAGAAGCCUGUGCCGAAUCUUAUGCCAUUGUCGCAGAUGAAGGCGGCAGGCAACGGCAAAUGCUCGAGGAAAGACUCGCGCAAGGUGUACGACGAAUCGACCAAUACCGAGUGCACUUGCGAAGUCUGCGGUAAGCAAUGGCCCGCCAAGAAGCAUUUGUGGCAGCAUCUGAUUCGUUUUCAUCGCGCCGAAGCCGCCGUCACGUGCGGCGUAUGCUUGAAGCUGUGCACGUCUUAUCAGGACCUGGCCGAUCACCUAAAGGCCGAGCACGCCCCUGUUCUGUCACCGGAGGGCAACAAUUUCACCUGCAAGACGUGCGGCCGGUAUCACAACGCGAGAAGCAAGUUGCUGUUGCACAUGAGCAUCCACAUCGGGAACUUCCGGUGUCAGAAGUGCGAGCAAGGUUUCACGAGUGAGGACAAGCUCACCGAGCACGUGACGAACUGCACUGGCAAAUCGGAGUUCGAGGAUCACACGGUGGCGGACGAGGAUAACGCGAAGAACGCGGACAACGACGAGAAAGGCAGUUUGAUCGCCGACGAGACGUCGGUCAUCGAGGAAGCGGAGGAGGCGGAGGAGGCGGAUUUCGAGUCGGAAGGCAGCAAGGAUAUCCACGAUGAAGACAAUUCGGAGAAUAGCGAUGAAGACAACUCGGAAAACAGCGACGAUUCGGACAGCGAUAGUAAUAGUAGUUCGAGCGAGGAUGAAAACGAGAACGAGGAAGGGGAGGAGGAAGAGGAGAACGAAAACGAAAAUGAGUCUGAUACGAGAACUACUAGUAGGGCGAGUGGUGAUAGUGAGUCGUGUAAUUCCGACAGCGACGACGAAUCGGACAUGGAUGAGAGGUCAUGGACGGAAGUUAGCGGGACGGAAAAGAAAGCCGUACAAUUGAGCGACAUCAGUAGAUUCAGGAUACGCGGUGACGGUAUUCAAGAGGCCAUGCCGAUGGAGAUGAGUGUCAAGGAUCAGAAAAUCGAUCUUACCUCCGGUAUGUCCGUAGCGGCAGAACAGACUAAGCCAAGUAACGUGAACGAUUUUAUGAUUCCCGGUGCACCCGCGAACGUGGACAAAUUCGAGGCGUUUCGUCGCCAAGGGGAGUCCGCCAAAGCCGCGACGAGCGACGUAGACUCCGAUGACAAUGAGGACGAUGGCGACAACGAGGAAGAUGAUGAGGAAAAUAAUGAAAAUGAGGAAGAGGAGGAUGGCGAAGAAGAUGAGGAUGAAGGUGAGGGUGAAGAUGAAGGUGAGGCCGAGACCGAAAGCGAGGCUGAGAAUGAGGAUGAGGGCGAAGCCGCAGCCGAGCGAGAGGAGGAGGAAGAGGAAGAGGAGGAAGAGGAGGAGGAAAAUGAAGACGACGAUGAUGGGCCGCCUGUGUUGAGUCCAAUAAUGCCUUUGCUACCGGAAAACGAAUCUGAGGAGCACAGCGGCACGACCGAUCGCACGAGGCACAAGCUCAGCCCGAUGGUUUCGCUGGGUAUAGUUAAAGAGGAGUGCGAGAUAACCGAGAUACCAAACGACGCGGAGAACGCGUCGAACACGGCCAACUUCUUCGCGGCUAACAACAACGAUCUGCCCGUGACGUGGGACGACAAUUUGGAGGAUGACAACGGAUCCGACAAUGGCGAUUGCAACUCCGACGCCGGGGACGCGGAGAAGAGCGAGGAAUCCGGUAAGGAGUAUGUGAAGAUGGAAGUGAACGAGGGCGAUGAUGACUUCGAGGAGGACUCCGCGGAUGAGAAUGUGAUGGAUAACGGUGACAGGGAGGUUGACGGGGACAAUCAAGUGCACGAGAUGCACAAUCUGGACGGGACUGUGCUAAUGGUGGCAAACGACGCGGAUGGUAAUCAGAUUUUGAUAGAGCAAAAUGUGUUGGAUAUCGAUAACGACUCUAAUGCCGAAGCGGCGCAGUACAUUUACCCGGAGAACGCUUAUGAGAUCGAGGAGGAGGAGGAGGAAUACGCGACGCGAAACGAAACCGACGUCAUGCAGACGGACGAGAUGCAAGGUAGUAUGUCCUACAUUCAGGAUACCUCGGAGAACGAGGACAGUGACGUCGAGGAGAACAGUAGUGACGUGCAGAAACAGUAGGACACGAGUGCCAAAACACGCGCGCGCGCAGCCGGAGAUAGGAUAAUAAAUCUGUAAUAAAGUGUAAGAUAAUACGACUUGGAACUGAGAACUCCUCUUUGAGAAAGAAGAAACGACAUAUGUACCUUGAAAAAAAAAACGAAACUAUUGUAUAGUAGAGUAAGCUUGUAGCUUAUAGCUUUGGAGGAUUUUUGAUAGACUGCGUAAAAGCAAAAGAGGGGAGCGUGAAAGAGAGAGAGAGAGAGAGAGAGAGAGAGAGAAAAUUACAACGGAAAACAUCUCGUUUUUAUUGAUCUGCCAGGGGCUUUGCAUUCACGACUUACGCAAGCUUCCGAUUAAUCGUUUCGAAGAGUAAAUGCGAUUUUGAAUUAUUAGAUAUUGUAUUAUAUAUAUAAGGCGUUAUUUAGAUUAUUGUGAAAGCUACAAUUAACAGUAUCCUUUUUUUAGUUUCCGACGUCUACGAUUCGUUACGGAGUAUCCGUAUUAUUUAUAUCGGUGACACUUUUUUGACAAUAAUAUGCUCCGACUAUUCCCACCCUGUCUACGCGAAAUGCCAUCUGCUAAACAAUAGGUCACAAAAUUAUGAAUUUAUCAUUUAAUCCUGUCAUUAAAAAACGACGCUAGGCGGAAUCAAAAUCUACAAAUCCGUGUUACAAUCAAAUUUUUUUUUUUUAAUACAGUAAUUCUUCAAACGAUGGCUUCAAAUCACUUCUGAAAGCAGAAAGUUAGAAGCAUGCGUAACAACACAAAACAAAAAAUAGCCGAUGUGAAAAAGACGUUGAAUAAAACGUGUUAAUUUUAAUAUGCUUGCUAUUUUAUUUAUACGCGGUUACGCGCGUUGGCCCAAUUUCUCCAAUAAAAAUUUUACAAAUCUACUUCGUGUUUCUGUGUGCGAGUUUUAGUAGCGAGCAAUGACAGAACUAAACGUACUAAAGGUCGAACUAUUGAAAAUAGAUGCAUAAAGAAAAAAAAAACAGUCGGAUGUAUUAUAACAGAAAUAAAUCUAUAUCUGCGUUUUAUGUCAAGACAGAUUUAGCGUGUCCUAUCUUUUUAGGGAUUCUUUUUCUUAGCGUAGCGAAAAAGAAGCGAUAAUCGUGCACACUCGCUAUAUUUUUUAUGGAAGUGAAGAAAGAAAUAAAGGGAGUUAAUGUGAAUAAUAGCUUUAAAUGAUCAAUCUGUACAGUUACGUAAUUGCGAGCGUGUUUGUACGUGAGAGUGAGAGUGCGUGUGUGUAUGUCAAACGAUGCAGACGCGACUGAAGACUUAUACAUAUAUAUAUCUACUAUUAAAAAAAGAAAGCGUACCUCGAUUACAAAUAUUAACAAUUAGUUGAGAUUAAUACGAUGAGAUAAUUGCUUUGUAUUAUAAUUAUAUUAUAAUUUAACCGUCUUGCAGAUUUUCUCAAUUAUCCAGUCGAAUACUUUCAAUUAAGAAUCGCAACAUCAACGGGAGAAAGAAUCGUUGUAUUGUAUUUGGAUUGAGAUUUUUUUUAAUCUCGCAGUUUUUUUUUAUAAGCAUGUAGUGACGAAAAAGAUGCAAAAAAGGAUUUUUAAAGAUAGACGUCGUUUAUCUUUAUCGAUUUCUAACAUGUCAGCGAUCUCCGUUUUUUUUUCUUAUUUAUUAUAUUCAUUCCAAAGUAAUUUCUAAGAUACAUUAGGCUCUUUACGAAGGAUAAUCACUGAUUUGCCAUGCGUAUUAUGCGAUUAUAUGUGAACGAUCUACUUGAUAUUGCAGGGGGGGGGGAGGGGGGGUUAAAAUUUUGGAAUGUUGACGGGUCAUUUAGAAAAAUAUUUAAAUAUCGUAAAUAUGAAAAUUCAUGAUAUC
This is a messenger RNA of Wasmannia auropunctata (little fire ant), 8484 nucleotides long. RefSeq lists its product as uncharacterized. Gene Ontology annotation, molecular function: zinc ion binding; RNA polymerase II cis-regulatory region sequence-specific DNA binding; DNA-binding transcription activator activity, RNA polymerase II-specific. The transcript is spliced from 10 exons. Bases 61 to 6660 code for a protein of 2199 amino acids. The record is from RefSeq and is a predicted model, not a curated record. Gene Ontology annotation, cellular component: nucleus. Gene Ontology annotation, biological process: regulation of transcription by RNA polymerase II. NCBI's taxonomy places the organism in Eukaryota, Metazoa, Arthropoda, Insecta, Hymenoptera, Formicidae.